GUUUCCUACUCUCACCACAACACGACUCAUACUAUCACUCUAAUGCCCAAGACUAGGGAGAAACGAUGAUAGUCUUCCCAGCGCCAAUGUCUACGCUUAUCGCCGUUGAGCUCAUACAUCCUUCAUUGCCCAAGCCAUUACUUACAAGUACUCCGCAUAGCUGAAUAAGGAUGCUGGAGAUACGGCCACUUGUAUAAAACCAGCGAACAUCGGUUCAUCUCCACCAUUGAAGUUCCAACUCAUUCAGAUUUGAAAAUUUUACAUCAUCAACGAUUCGUUUCAAUGUCUGAUACGAAGGACGCCAUUGUUUCGCCAGCCUCCGUCGGGGACGUUGAAGUAGCAUCGUCCUAUCCCGUCGAGAAGUCCAUUUCUGGCAAUGGCGAUGUCGCAGCUGCCUAUGCUAAUCAAUUAUCUGGAGAGAAUGCCUACACAACAAAGGAGUGGACCCGCCUGCGAUGGAAACUAGAUUUGCGAUUGGUACCAUUGCUCUGGUUCAACGUGACUCUUGGAGCAAUGGACAAAGUGACAACGGCGACGGCCGCGCUAUAUGGAUUUCGCGCAGACACUGAUUUAACUGGGGAUCGUUACAGUUGGGUCGGAAGUGCAUUCUAUUUUGGUUAUCUCGCAUGGUGUCUACCAAGUGGAUCUCUUCUUCAGAAAUUCCCCAUCGCGAAGUUGAUGUUCGUUGUCCAGAUACUCUGGGGCCUCAUCUUGAUUGGAACGGGAUUUGCCAACAACUUCCCUACAUUGAUCGCCCUUCGCGUGCUGCUUGGAGCUUUGGAGGCCCCUAUAGUUCCAGGAAACUUCCUUGUCCUGGGAAUGUGGUAUACUCGACGCGAACAACCUCUCAGGACAGGUCUUAUGUACACCGGUCUGUCGGUUUGCUUCACAGGACCGAUAGGUUGGGGGAUCGGAUUCAUGGUUGGAGAACACCAAUGGCGCUCCAUGUUCUGGAUUACGGGAGGCAUGACCAUCGUCUGGGCAUGUGUGAUCGGCCUCUUCCUACCGGACAACCCUGUGAAGGCGAAAUUCAUCAACGACCGUCAGAAGGCAAUUGUCAUUGACAGACUGCGCGCUGAUCAGACAGGAGUCGAAAACAAAACAUUUAAAAAGGAGCAAAUGAUCGAGACAUUCCUCGAUCCAAAGACUUGGCUCAUGUUCUUCUUUCAUAUCUGGAUUUCAAUUCCAAACGGGGGCUUGACCAACUUCGCACCUUUGAUCAUCAAGGGUUUGGGAUACUCAUCACAACGAUCAACACUGUUGACAAUGCCCACGGGUAUCAUUCAGACAAUAUCGUCUUAUCUCUGCAAUGGCGGCGUGUUCCUGUGCGCGAAAUAUCUCCCACAGCGCCAGCUACGCACGGCGUGGGUCUUAUUCGGAAUCAUCGUCGGCAUGAUCUCAUCCGUAUUUUUAUACACCCUACCACUAAAUAACUACAACGGUCGCCUCGCCGCAUUGUACAUGUCGUACUUCUAUCUCGGACCGUAUAUCGUCAGCUUGGGCAUCAACACCGCAAACACAGCCGGACACACGAAGAAGGUCACCACCAAUGCCUUGAUCUUCAUCGCCUACUGUGUUUCCAACAUCAUCGCUCCACAGUUCUUCAAGACCCACCAGGCGCCUCUGUAUCCGCUCGGCAUGGGUGCAAUUCUUGGAAGCUACGUUCUUGCCAUGAUCACGAUCGGCCUCUACGCUACCUACUGCUGGAAUGAGAACAGGAAGAGGGAUGCUGUGGACUCGGCGAAGGGGAAUAGGGUUCAUCAUGAUACCGAUUUCCGUGAUCUGACUGAUAAGGAGAACAUUCAUUUCCGCUAUGUGUUCUAAGUUUGUCGUCUUCGGUUCUCAUCUUGCGCAUAGCGCAAUCAUUGUAAUUAUUUAGUCUUCGUGUUGGAUGGAUAAGUGUUUCGUCGUAUUGUGAAUUUAUUAUGGAAGCAGUUCCGCGGACAUAUUCAUUGAAAGAACGUUGUUUUAUGGUCCGAUAUCAUGUCCACGCCAAAGUUCAAUCUAGAGUAAAAUACUUUAAUUGACUAUCUACCAACACAUCACUU
This is a messenger RNA of Aaosphaeria arxii CBS 175.79, 2048 nucleotides long. RefSeq names its product putative allantoate permease. The record is from RefSeq and is a predicted model, not a curated record. NCBI's taxonomy places the organism in Eukaryota, Fungi, Ascomycota, Dothideomycetes, Pleosporales. Gene Ontology annotation, cellular component: membrane. The coding region runs from base 283 to 1824 and encodes 513 amino acids. The transcript has 2 exons. Gene Ontology annotation, biological process: transmembrane transport. Gene Ontology annotation, molecular function: transmembrane transporter activity.